Patiria miniata (bat star) is the source of this 799-nucleotide messenger RNA. RefSeq names its product 2'-5'-oligoadenylate synthase 1A-like. Gene Ontology annotation, molecular function: 2'-5'-oligoadenylate synthetase activity; double-stranded RNA binding. The record is from RefSeq and is a predicted model, not a curated record. The coding region runs from base 20 to 799 and encodes 259 amino acids. Lineage: Eukaryota; Metazoa; Echinodermata; Asteroidea; Valvatida; Asterinidae. The transcript is spliced from 3 exons. Gene Ontology annotation, cellular component: nucleoplasm; cytosol; membrane. Gene Ontology annotation, biological process: regulation of ribonuclease activity; defense response to virus; negative regulation of viral genome replication.
AUCACUUGGUAAGGAUACUAUGUUGGCAGAUUAUUCUGAUAUAGACCUUGUGGCUUUCGUCAAUCCGCCCGACUUGGAACCCAUCAGCGAGUAUCGGUUGCCUGAGGACUAUCAGAACCAACUCAAGACUGUCAUUGAGGAUUUGAAGGACUCACUAUGUGAGCUGCCGUCAGUGACAAUAAAUAGAACUGACGCGUUCUUGGUAAACUUUGACGUACAAGUCGGUACGAGGACAGUGAGCGUUGAUCUGCUCCCAACGGCAAACAACGAUCACUCAGACGUGUACAGUGAAAUGAUGAAUCAAACAUUAAGUCACCGAGAGCGGGGAUUCUACUCGGCUUCCUUUGUCAAAAAGCAAAUGGAUUUUGUAAGCAAGCAGCCCAACAUCGUCAAGGACCUGAUCCGGAUGGUGAAGUACUGGGCUUACACCUGUCUACCCAAGCGCCUUCAGAAGUCCUACCCGCUGGAGCUGAUCACCAUCUACUGCUGGGAGAAGGCCGGUAAACCAGAACGCUUUAAACUAGUCGAAGGUCUUAAGGCCGUCCUCCUAGUUCUGGGGCGUCAACGGUGGAAACGGAGGAAGUUCUGGCCGGACUACUAUUCGAAGGAUAUGGCACUGCAUGCUAUCAAGACGCUAGAUAUGAAGUGGCCUGUGAUGCUGGAUCCCGCUAAUCCAACGAACAACGUGUUGUACGUAUACCAGCAAGGCGAUAACAUGAAGGAGCUCCAAAAUGCUGCCAGAAAGACACUUCAGACGCGGCUUCUGAGGGAUGCACGCGUUCGCUCAAGAUGGAAAUAA